UUUAUUUUGCAUUUACCUUGUUUUUUCUUUCCAACUGUUCCGCUGUCGGCUGCGCCCUCCCGAUUUGAUUUCAUGGAUACCGAUCAAAUCACAGGAUUGACGUCAAGAUCACCGGAAGCGCAGGAGAACAGAGGCGCCGGAGGCAAGCUUAUAAAACCGCAGCCUAGAAAGCCACCCGCUAGCCCUUACGCCCGUCCGCCGGAGGCUGUGCGCCGCCGUUGGAUUUCAAAACUCGUGGAUCCUGCUUACCGCUUCAUCGCCGGUGGAGCUACUCGUAUUUUGCCUUCCUUCUUCUAUACAGCGGCUCCCGCCUCUGCUCCUACUAGCGACAGCUCUACAGCUGACGAUCAAGGUAAAAGGCGAACAAGCAAACAAGGUCUUAAAGAUGAUUCAUGCAAACGUGAUUUACAUCUCUUGGCAUCCGAAUCAAUUCGAAUGGCUACUGGUGACAUCAGUGAUAAACUGAAAAGUAGUUCUGACUAUGUUCUGCCCAGACAAGAUGAAAAAGGAGAGCAAUAUGAGAAAAAUAGGCUUUCUGAUGUUGAGCAGCUGGUGAAAGGAAAAAAAUUAUCUAGAGAUGAAUAUAAUCGUUUAGUGGAGGUAUUAAAUUCAAGGGCAAUUGACCUUUCUAAUGUUGAAGAAGGAAAGGAAAAUACAAAUUUGACUUCAAGGAGAGAUGAUGAGGGGCUUGCAAUGACACCCGGGCUUUCAAAAAUUUCCAAUGAACAAAGGCAUGAUGAAUCAAAUGGAGCCAUUUGGGGAAGCUCAACACCUCUUAGUCUGUCAAAAGUUCGAGAUGAGAUUGGUGCUUCACCAAUUGAGAUUGCUAGGGCAUACAUGGAUUCCCGUGCAUCAGAAGCAGGCUCCUGCUCUAAGAGCAUGAUUCAAACAGUUGAAAGCAGAGUGUUGUAUGGUGAUGAAGCUGCAAUAAAACCACUACCAAAGAAUUCAUCAACAUGUUGGCCAGGUGCUGUGGUACAGGAUACUUACAUAACACCACAAAGUCACAGAAGCGGAUAUGGACUUCAUAACUUCCCCCGGACUCCUUAUUCCAGAACUCUAUUAACAAAGUCCAAGUUCAUUCAUAUGGAAGGUGACUACAGCCAAGUUUCAUCAACUCCCCUCCGGCAAUCACAAACUACUCUGUAUCAGCAGGAUAAAUCUAAAGUUGGUGCAUCAGAAAGUGGAUAUGGAUCUGUUGGACCUAUUCGACAAAUUAGGCAUAAGGUUGGUGUUCAAUCUUCAAGAAGACCACCUUAUUCAGCUCUAACUGGCACUUCACAUAGAGAAAGUCAUGGUGUUAUUGAAGGUUUCACUCCUACUGUUACAAGGAGCACGAAUCAUGAUGAUCCGAACUGCACUCGUGAGCCACAGGACUUUGAGUUGGGUGCUCCAACAGUACACAUGCAUUCCAGUUUAAUGGCUAAGAAGAUAUUGGAGCAUAUUGAUAGAAACGUUCCCACUCCUAAAGCAAAAUCGACUGAGCUGAAGUUGGCAACUAAAUGGAAGUAUCCUGAAUCUUCUGUAAAUUUCAGCACUGUCUUGUCAAAUGAAGAUAAUGCCUUGCUUAAAAUAAAAGAUGGUGGUCCUUAUAUAUAUGAUGGGAAUGAUGGAAAGAAAUCUAUGCUGACAAAUGAAGGUAAAGGAAACAUCCAUGUUGAUAUUCAACCUAGGGAGUGUACCGAUAAAUCUAUCAAUGUCAGAAAAGAAGGAACCUUGGCAUCUGAUAUGAAUGUUUGCCACGGCAUCCCAAGACUCAGUAAUGAUGCAAGGGCUACACAAAGUUUUGGUGGUUCUCAAAGUUUUCUUAUGAAGUCUACUGAAGAGGAUGCUUUGAAGACUUUCCCAAGUGGCUGUCACCCUUGUGUAGUAAAUCAAGAAAAGAAGCCUCUCUCUAACUCUGCAGCCAGCAAAACAGGUUUACCUCCCAUUAUCAUCAAGAAGCCUGAAUCAAGGUGGACCUUAGCAUAUGAUAAUGGCUCAGGAUUUACCUUCCCUGUUUCUGCAUCCUCUUCUGUAUUCUCUGAGCCACCAACACCAUCCAUCAUGCCAUUAUUCUCUACUGGGGAUCAGCACCAAUUAAAAGAAAGUUCUACUGAACUGUCGUUUAGUUUUGGUUUAAGAAAGUCCAGUGCGGCCAUAGUUUUUUCCUUCCCUUCUACAAGCAAUACUGUUAUUCAUAAUGAUGCUGGGGACAUCAAAUUUAACUUCGGUUCAACUGAGAAGGCAAGGCUGUCGUUUUUAUUUGGAGAAGAUGCUGUCUGCUGUUAAAUGAAACUGCAAAAUGAGGUUCCAAAAGUUGUCUCAAAUUUUUUUUUUUUAUUAUUAAUUUACGGUUACUGUAUUUUACCCUAUCGUCCCAGGGCAUAUUGUACUCUUUUGCUUUCCUUUUCUUCUUUACGUGAAGAUGAGUAAAAUUAAGCCGUUUUGAUCAAGUUGUGUGGUU
Gastrolobium bilobum is the source of this 2446-nucleotide messenger RNA. RefSeq names its product nuclear pore complex protein NUP1. Gene Ontology annotation, biological process: nuclear membrane organization. NCBI's taxonomy places the organism in Eukaryota, Viridiplantae, Streptophyta, Magnoliopsida, Fabales, Fabaceae. The coding region runs from base 73 to 2271 and encodes 732 amino acids. The record is from RefSeq and is a predicted model, not a curated record. Gene Ontology annotation, cellular component: nuclear envelope. The transcript has 8 exons.